Seriola aureovittata is the source of this 2872-nucleotide messenger RNA. RefSeq names its product lactamase, beta 2 (gene lactb2). NCBI's taxonomy places the organism in Eukaryota, Metazoa, Chordata, Actinopteri, Carangiformes, Carangidae. The record is from RefSeq and is a predicted model, not a curated record. Gene Ontology annotation, cellular component: mitochondrial matrix. Gene Ontology annotation, molecular function: single-stranded RNA binding; RNA endonuclease activity. The coding region runs from base 563 to 1426 and encodes 287 amino acids. The transcript has 7 exons.
UACAGAAAAUUAAUAUGGCACUAAUGUGAAAGUAAUGUAUGCAAGAGGGUUUGUAGUCAAGUGUGAGAAGGCUUUUAUAAAGGGUUUGGCCCAGGCAAUCAGUAAUAGACAGAUAGAUGGAAUCAUUUUAAUUAAAAAUCAUUUUUAUUGUACACAGGAAUGUAACAGAGAGAGGUUGGGAGCUGCAGAUUUACACUGAAAAAAACAUAUAUAACAUAUAUAAUAUUGAAUUGGUAAAAGAAUCCAGACAUAAUAAGGCAAAUGGACAUCACAGAUAAAAGGGAACUGCUACUAGGCCUAGAAUAACAUGAGAAUUAACAAAACAGUAGAGGGUGAUGUAUACAGCGUCAAAUAGAGACAGAUAAAAUACAAACAAAACCCCUACUACUAGUAUGAAAGAAACGAGACUUUUAUUUUGAAGGCUCCUUUGGGACAUACAGGAAGUAAACAUUGAUCACAUACAGUUUCCUGUAUAUAUCCUGUUUGACGAGGUUUUGGUGAACUUGUGUGUCAGUGUGUUUUGUCCUGUUACUCUGUAGCUAACGUCACAUCGGCUCCAGCUAUGAGUGCAAUCAUUCCUCGGAUAGAGCAGCUGUCCGCCCGAGUCGUCCGGGUUUUGGGCUGUAACCCGGGACCGAUGACUCUGCAGGGGACCAACACUUAUCUUGUUGGCACCGGGGAAAGACGGGUGCUGAUAGACACCGGAGAACCUGCUGUGCCUGAAUACAUCAGCAGUCUGAAACAGGCACUGUCACAGUUCAACACCAGCAUCCAGGAGAUCAUCGUCACACACUGGCAUCACGACCACACGGGAGGAGUGGAAGACAUCUGCAGGGACAUCACUGGUUCUGAGGUGCGAGUCAGCAAACUGCCUCGCUUCCGCAAAGCAACUGACACAGCCGGGGACAAGAGCUAUUCUUACCUAAAAGAUGGAGAUGUCGUCCAGACAGAGGGUGCUACACUCAAAGUGUUGUUCACCCCGGGUCACACCGAUGACCACAUGGCCCUGCUGCUGGAGGAGGAGCAGGCGCUCUUCUCCGGAGACUGCAUCCUGGGCGAGGGCACGGCCGUGUUUGAGGAUCUCUACGACUACAUGAAAUCUCUGAAGAUCCUGCUGGACUCUAAGGCCGACCUCAUCUACCCUGGUCACGGCCCCGUGGUUCAGGAUGCUGGCUCUAAGAUCAGACACUACAUCAGCCACCGGCACCAACGAGAGCAGCAGAUCCUGGCGGCCAUUCAGGAUGGAGCAGGAAAGCCUUUCUCCUCCAUGGAGCUCGUAAAGAUCGUCUAUAAGGACACUCCUGAACACUUGCACCAAGCGGCUAACGUGAACCUGGUCCAUCACUUAAAGAAACUGGAGAAGGAAGGAAAGAUUAUCUUGGUUGAUGAGACCUUACAGAACACCAAGUGGAAGAGUAAUCUGUGAUGUCCACCACGACCAUGAUGAAAUGGACUCUGAUUGAGUAUUUGGCCAGGAUGAUGAAAAUUCAUCUGGUUCAGUGAUUCAGAAUUUUUCAGAACCCUUCAGCAAAAUCUUUGUGCCGAAAUGACUCAGGUCUGCUGAUUGACAGACAUAAUCAUGGAAAAUCAGGGAUGGUGGUGGAGGUUUUUCUUGACUUUGAGUACACAAAACAAGACCAACAGCAGGACUGAGCUGCAGCCUGUGUCAAAGUUUAACUAGGCUAAAAUGAAAGGAAGAUUAGCCACAUCCUACAGUGUGAUUGAUGUGCCACAGUGCCCUCAUCUGGCAAAGUUAAAUGGCUUAACUUCCUUGUCUUAUUGCUUCUAGAGGGGUUCUUUUCUUUUGAUCACUGAAAACAGAUUCUGUUGCCUUUGCCACAAUAGCAGAUUCUAACUCCAGCCAAGGCCCUAAACCUGACAAUCCAUAAUGAAAUAACCAUUUUAUCAACGGAGUUUGGUACAUAACCCUGUCUUUUUCCCCAUUCUCUUCCUCCUCUUUGGAUUCCAUUUUGAUUUCUGUGGGCACUGGAGGAUUUUGUCAACUGAUGUCCAAUGUCCUUUAGAAACACAGCUUAACUGGGUAAAACAUUUAAGAGGUGGUAGGCUGUGAAACUUAAUGAACAGACAUAAUGUUUUAUCAGGAGUAUAUACCGCAUACAUAGUAGAGUAUAUCACUGAAUUUGCAUAUUGUAGGUAUAAAGCCCUGAGGGCCACUGGUCUCAAAGCAUUUGCCUGUCAGUUAAUUGUUGCUUGUUAUGUUGUUGUUGGCACCUUCUCAUCACUGGUGUUUAUUCAGCCUAUCUCAGGACAGGUUUUACAUGUGUAUCUUUUGGGGGAUGAAGGCCCACCUGUAUGGGAAGCACUGGGUAAAGGAAGGUCAGCAGGAUAAAUAAUUAGGCUGAGAGUAUCCAAUCUGAUGUGCUCUCAGAGACUGUUGACUGUGACAGAUGAUGAAAUAUAUAUUUCUAUCCAGACCACCUUAUAAGUUUUUUUCAGCUGUCGCCUUUUUCUUUUAACUUUGUUUUGAUUUAGUCUCUGUCCUCAGUCUCUGUGAACUUUGUACCACAAAUUCUGCACAAACUUUCAGUUGGUCACUAGGGGGCAGCAUCUGCUAAUUUAUUAUAUUGGGUGAUUAUUUCAAUUAUAAAUUAUCAUACUUUGCUCAAACAUUACAAAUAUUUUUGAUUUUCUUUUUUCUUCAGAAACUUGUUUAAAAUAAUACUUGUAAAGACUGUGAAUGUGUGUUGGAAAAGAUAUAUUAGAAAAUACUAAAUACUGAAUGAGUUGCUGUUUUAUAUUUCUGACCAUGAUGGAGUGUAUUUGUGAUAAUUAUUAGAUCAUCCUUGAGGGGACAUCUUAUGGUGAUUUUUAUGUAUCAAGUAUAAAACGUGAAUACUUCACCACUUAAAAA